AUGGCACCUGUCGUUUAUCUCGUCUCCGGAGCUAACCGCGGCAUUGGUUUGGGUAUCGUCGCCGCUCUGGUGGCUCGCGACGACGUCGCGGUCUUCGCCGGCGUGCGCGACCUAUCAUCCGCGGACGCGCUCAAAGAUCUGGGAGCACAACAUCCCGGGAAACUGCACGUCGUGCAGCUCGUUUCUGCCGACAAGCCGAACAACGAGCGCGCCAUUAGUGAGAUCAAGGACAAACACCGCGGAUCCCACAUCAUAUCCUCCAUAGCGGGGAGCAUCGCGAGGGGAACCGAGGUCCCCUUAGGUUUCCUCCCGUACGGAAUGUCGAACGCCGCCGUCAACUACCUCUCGAAGAGAUUACACGUCGAGUACGCCAGCGACGGGCUAGUGUCCUUCUCCAUCGCACCUGGUCCCGUCAUGACAGACCUGUUCACUGGUGCUGGGGCCCUCAUCGAUUCCAAAUCGGUUUCGCCUGAUGUCCUAUCCGCAGACGAGGUGGGACGACGGAUCGCUAAGCUGGUCGAAGAAGCGAAGCGCGACGAUGCUGGCGGGCAGUUUCUGGAUCAUAGCGGCAAGAAAUGCCAGUGGUGA
This is a messenger RNA of Punctularia strigosozonata HHB-11173 SS5, 588 nucleotides long. RefSeq names its product NAD(P)-binding protein. The transcript is spliced from 5 exons. Lineage: Eukaryota; Fungi; Basidiomycota; Agaricomycetes; Corticiales; Punctulariaceae. The record is from RefSeq and is a predicted model, not a curated record. Bases 1 to 588 code for a protein of 195 amino acids.